UUCUGCAUUUGGGGGCCAUCCGCCGCAGGACGCGCCACUUGCUCGGGCGCGGCCGCGAGUUUCCCCACCCGAGCGAGAAUGGACGUGGCGAACCAAGAUGUGCUGCUCGAGGUAGAGGAGGAGGAUGAAGAUGAAGAUGAAGAAGUAGCAGCCGCGAGGGAGGAAGAGGAUGGAGAGAUCGUCUUGGAAGAACUGGAACAAACUAUUAUUCCCAGUUAUGGAGCAGUAGUCAGCCAACAAGCACUGCGUAUGCCAGAAUGGGCUGAGUUUAACCUGAAGCCUGAUUCGUUGUACUUCAACGAUGGCCAGAGAAGAAUUGACUUUGUUUUAGUGUAUGAAGAUGAAAGCAAAAAAGACGGUCACAAGAAGAGCUUUCAUAGAAAGCAAAUGAGAAAGAGACAGGCAUAUGAGUCUAACUUGAUAACCCGUGGCUUGCAGCUUGAAGCAACAAGAUCGGUUUUGGACGAAAAGCGUGUAUUUGUGAAAGUGCAUGCACCUUGGGAAGUGCUGUGCAGCUAUGCUGAGGUCAUGCACAUCAAACUGCCCCUAAAGCCAAAUGAUUUGAAAACCCGCGAUUCAGCAUUUAGCUGGAUUAGUAAAUGUUUCCGUGUGGAUGAAAAUAUCAUCAAGCCAGAGAAGGAAUUUUUCACGGCUCCAUUUGAGAAUGAUCGCUUGUCAGACUUUUACAUUCAGGACAAGGACAUGUUCUUCACUCCAGCAAUGAGGAGCCGAAUAGUUCACUUUAUCCUUUGCCGUGGAGAAUAUGCUAUAAGAGAUAAUGUGAAGAAGUUUGGCAUCAAUAAACUACUUGACACAGGGAUCUAUAAAGCAGCUUUUCCACUUCAUGAUUCAAGAUUCAAUCACCAGUCAGAGGAGCCCAGCUGCCCAAAUGAACGGUACCUACUAUACAGGGAGUGGGCUCAUCCUCGAAAUAUUUUCAAGUUGCAACCCUUGGAUUUUGUCAGGAAAUAUUAUGGUGAGAAAAUUGGAAUCUAUUUUGCUUGGCUGGGAUUUUAUACUCACAUGUUAGUCCUGGCAGCGAUCGUUGGACUUGGAUGCUUUCUGUAUGGCUAUUUCAUGAGGGACAACUGCACUUGGAGCCAAGAGGUAUGCGACCCUAACGUGGGAGGAAACAUCAUCAUGUGCCCACAGUGUGAUAAAGAAUGUACAUACUGGAAUCUUACAAUCACCUGUGAAUCAUCCAAGAAGCUGUGCAUAUUUGAUAGCUUUGGAACACUAGUGUUUGCAGUAUUUAUGGGAGUAUGGGUUACUUUGUUCCUGGAGUUUUGGAAACGGCGUCAGGCUGAACUGGAAUAUGAAUGGGACACAGUUGAGUUCCUAGAGCUAGAAGAGCAAGUCCGACCAGAAUAUGAAGCAAGAUGCCGUCAUGUAGUAUUGAAUGAAAUCACACAACAAGAAGAGCAUAUCCCAUACACAACCUGUGGAAAGUGUAUAAGAGUGGUCUUCUGUACAAGUGCUGUCUUUUUCUGGAUCCUGCUCAUUAUUGCCUCAGUUAUUGGCAUAAUUGUUUACAGACUGUCCGUUUUCCUGGUUUUUUCUGCAACGCUGCCAAGACACAUCAAUGGAACAGAAGCAAUCCAGAAGUACCUGACACCACAAGCAGCAACUUCAGUGUCUGCUUCUGUUCUCAGCUUCAUAAUCAUUAUGAUUCUCAACAUGAUCUAUGAGAAAGUAGCAAUUAUGAUUACUGACUUUGAACUUCCAAGGACACAGACAGAUUAUGAAAACAGUCUGACCAUGAAGAUGUUUUUAUUCCAAUUUGUCAACUACUAUUCUUCGUGUUUCUACAUUGCAUUCUUUAAGGGUAAAUUUGUAGGAUACCCUGGUGACCCAGUUUAUUGGUUGGGAAAAUACAGAAAUGAAGAGUGUGAUCCAGGCGGAUGUCUUCUUGAGCUUACUACACAACUGACAAUAAUAAUGGGAGGCAAAGCAAUCUGGAAUAACAUUCAAGAAGUGCUUCUUCCGUGGCUUAAGAAUUUGAUUGGAAGAUGUUGCUCUGCUAAUCGGGCAGAAAAGAUUGUCCCACGCUGGGAACAGGACUACCAUCUGCAGCCCAUUGGUAAACUCGGACUGUUUUAUGAGUAUCUUGAAAUGGUUAUACAGUUUGGAUUCGUCACAUUAUUUGUGGCUUCAUUCCCGCUGGCGCCCCUUUUGGCUCUCAUUAACAAUCUACUGGAAAUUCGCGUGGAUGCCUGGAAGUUAACAACACAGUUCAGACGCAUGGUUCCUCAGAAAGCUCAGGAUAUAGGAGCGUGGCAACCCAUCAUGCAAGGAAUAGCCAUUCUCGCUGUGGUGACAAAUGCAAUGAUCAUUGCUUUUACCUCUGAUAUGAUUCCUCGCCUUGUUUAUUACUGGUCAUUUUCUGUUCCUCCCUAUGGAGAUCACAGCAACUAUACCAUGAAGGGUUACAUAAACAACACACUUUCAGUCUUUGCUGUAUCACAUUUCAAAAAUGCAAGCAAGCCGGCUUAUCAUCCACGGUUUGCCAACAUAACAACAUGCAGGUACCGUGAUUUCCGAUACCCUCCGGGACAUGAGUAUCAGUAUGAACAUAAUAUCUACUACUGGCAUGUUAUUGCAGCCAAAUUAUCAUUCAUCAUUGUCAUGGAGCAUAUCAUCUACUUUGUGAAAUUUGUUAUUUCAUACAUCAUCCCAGAUGUGUCAAAGAAAACUGAGAGCAAAAUUAAGCGAGAAAAAUACCUAACACAGAUGCUGCUGCAUGAAAAUCCUCUGAAAGUUAUGAAGAAAAAUAUGGGGGCAAUUGCUGACAAACUAUUAAAAGGAGCAGACAGUCUCCGACCUAAAUAUGAAUAGGUGCUUGAAACACCAACAGUACCUAACCGGUGGGGUUUCUAGUGAUAAAAGAAUAUUUCCACCAAAACAACAAAACAGAAGGGACUGGAUCCAAGACUCAAUAGACAAUAACUGCAAGGGAAGAAGUGAAGACUUGUAAAGACGUUUUAAGUAUCAAAUGCUAUUUCUCCAAAGUCUUCUCUGACUCAGAACACUUUAUGAAAUUUUUAGCAUAUAACGCCAGCGUUCAGACAACCAGGCUUGCAGAGCCAGCUGUUUUAUAUGUGCACAUGUAAGUGUUCCUUACUCUCAGUAGAAUUCUGGAUUAUUGCAAAAUCCAUCUUGCCAAGUACUUUAUAUUUAAAAGUAACCUCCUAGCAAAUUCCAUUUUGCCAUGAAUGUUUAGGCUUUUGGUACUUGCUUUGAAGAAAUGGGAUUUACCCACGACAUUGGAUAUUGUAUAUCGCAUAUUGUAUGAUUUUUAUAUUUUUUAUUAGUGGCCUAUAAAGGUAUCACUUAUUCUUGCAUUUGUAUUUUCAAAUGGCCACAUGGCUCCCCCCUUUUAUUUCAGUGGAUUGUUGCUGAGAGCUAUAUUACUGGAUCACCUGCCAAAGCAGGUUUUCUCUGUUUGAGUCAUGCAAUUCUCUUUAUCAUUUUCUGACAAAUAUUUAUUUAAUCCUUUUUCUCAUCCCUCUUUGUCAUGGUGGUGAUGAGAGGUUAAUUUGAAAGUAAAUUUGGAUCAUGGUUGGCACUGUGGAACACAUGUAAUCUUGGGGGUCAUCAUCACUAAACAUGCAUUAGUUACCAUUAUGAACUUAGAGGCACCUGCCUGAAAAUAAGCAUGCUUUUUUUAAAAAAAAUGCCUAUGAAGCAAAUUUUGAAAAUCUGAGCCUGUUUGAAAUUCAGCCAAAGUGAAUUUGCCUAUUACUACUUCAGAUUUGCAAUGAUUUUGAUUGAUCAAAUAAAAUUUAGAUAUAUGGAUGCAGUUAGCUUUAGUUUAGAGUAUUUAACAGCCAUGGCUUCUUUGCUGAGUAACCUUUCCUAGAGUUGUUUGCACUAUACAUUCACUGAUUAUGACCAGUUGUGUCCUGCAAUCCCAGUUGCUGGUGACUUGUGCUGAUGUUUGGAUUAAGAGAUUUAACAGAGCAGUCCUGUGCACUGAACUGUUGAUCUGAAUUGGUGACGGGCUGGUUGGUUGGUUUUUUCCAGUGACCACACAACACAUGUGCCAUUGCAAACCAGCCCAUUCCUAAUCAAUGUGUACCUGCAACUUUGGGGGUCUCUGUCAGGGCCUCCUUUCUCUCCCCCCCCCCUUAUGCAGGUAGGAUCAUUCCAUUCUGGUUUGGUUCCAGCUUGUGUGAUUGCUGAGAUGAAACGAAAGCAGUUGGCUUAAGCUUGACCCUUUGCUAACCCUCUUAACAACCUUGAGUAUGGAAAGCUUAUUUGGUGCUUGCCUGUGGAGGAGAAGGGAGAGGAAAAUUUCUGUUUCUCUUUAAUUGCUUCUAUUGCAUUGGUGAUGCUUUGAAAGGGCCUUUUGGGGAAAAAAAAUUCAGUGCAUUACUGGUGUGCUGUAUGAGUUAGCAAAAAUGGAAAAGAAAUUCAAAACUUUCUCACCCUUCCCCUUCGCAGGUGAGUAGCAGGGAAGUCACAGUUUUCAAGAUCAUCAAGUGGCUUAAGCAAAACAUGGAAAAGGAGACAGGAGAGGGAAUUUUUUCCCUUUAAAGGGAAGGAAGAUGGGUCUGGAUCAUGCUAAACAGGGCUGCUUGAGGUGCAUUGUGGUUGAUCCAUGCAUUUGGAUUGAAAGAUCACCCACAAAUGACGUACUGCUUCUCAGAAUGACUCUGUUUAGCACAAUUGAGACCAUUCCAGGUCAGAAUAAAUGGACUGCCCAGUUGUGUCAUUACGUAUGCACGUGAUUAUACUCUUACGCUGCAGUUCUAUACAUGUAUCUGGGAGUAAGUCUUGGUGAAGGCAGUGGAGCUUUGGUCUGAGAAGACAUUGUACAAUUAUCCUAUUAAUGUACUUGUAAGACCCAUUAGUUCUCUACCUUAAAGUGUAUCAGACAUAAGGUAACAUGGUUCAUGUUUUGUAUGUAUUAAAACGGUUCAUGUUUUGUAUGUAUUAGGAGUGCCAAAAACUGUUUGCUCAUAUAGGAUUAUUUAUUACAAAAUGCAAAGCUGCAAAGCUAAGUAAACUGUUUGUGCAGUGCCAACUGUUUUGAUCAUGGUACUCAUAACAAAAAACCCUCUCAAUCUGCAUGUAGAAUGUUCUGUAGUGCUAUUUCACUAUACUAUAUCUCUUUUAAUGCAAGGAUGUAUUUGUUGUUAUUAUGUAUAAAAAUGGAAUGUAUCUUGGUCAGCAAUAUAGAAUGCAAUUCUGUGUUUACAUAAAGAGAAGGUCUAUUAUGUUCAACAAGUCCUAUUUCUACCCUAUCUCCCGGAUAAUAAGACCUAACCUGAAAAUAAACCCUAGUAUAGUUUUUCAGUAUGCUCGUAAUAUAAGCCCUCCCCCAAAA
Pogona vitticeps (central bearded dragon) is the source of this 5329-nucleotide messenger RNA. RefSeq names its product anoctamin 6 (gene ANO6). NCBI's taxonomy places the organism in Eukaryota, Metazoa, Chordata, Lepidosauria, Squamata, Agamidae. Gene Ontology annotation, biological process: calcium activated phosphatidylcholine scrambling; calcium activated phosphatidylserine scrambling; chloride transmembrane transport. The record is from RefSeq and is a predicted model, not a curated record. Gene Ontology annotation, cellular component: plasma membrane. Gene Ontology annotation, molecular function: protein dimerization activity; chloride channel activity.